Messenger RNA from Dibothriocephalus latus, 1296 nucleotides. The record is from the annotation of a GenBank genome assembly. NCBI's taxonomy places the organism in Eukaryota, Metazoa, Platyhelminthes, Cestoda, Diphyllobothriidea, Diphyllobothriidae.
AUGGAAGAGAUCAUUAAAGAACGCGCCGAGGAUCCAACUCAAACACAUGAAAAUUUCCGUCUGUACCUCAGUUCGAUGCCGGCUAAGUCGUUCCCCAUUGGUGUCCUUCAGAAUUCCGUAAAAGUAACCAAUGAGCCGCCAAAGGGCAUCAAGGCAAACGUUCGCAGGGCCUUGAAUGACAUGGCAAACGAGUAUUUCGAAGACAGCGUCCUAGGCAAUGACUGGCGCAAGAUCGUCUUCGGCAUCUGUCUCUUCCACGCAGUCAUUCUGGAGCGUAGGAAGUUCGGUCCGCUGGGAUGGAACAUCCGAUACGAAUUCAAUGACUCCGACCGCGAAUGCGCUCUGCUCAAUCUCAAUCUUUUCUGUGGCGAAAAAGGCAUUGCCUGGGAUGCUCUUACCUACAUAACUUCUGAGGCAAGUCCUGGGUGUUUGAAAUCUCUUGACCUCACGAACAUGUUUGUCCACUUCAUGGCAAGCUGUCAUUUAGGGCUUGUCCUGGGAGAGGGGGCCUCGCGGACCCUCGUGCCAGAAUCAUCCUGGCCAGUCAUCCUGGAAUCGGGCUUCAAGUUCUCCGCAUCGGGCAUCUUCUAUCCUCCGGAUGUCGAGAAGCUUGCAGAUUGUCGCGAAUAUGUUGAGACCUUCCCAAUUCAGGACUCAACGGAGCUCUUCGCUAUGCAUGAGAACGCUAAUCUUGUCUUCCAGCAAAAAGAAACCCGAACCCUACUUCGUACAAUCCUCGAGAUCCAGCCUAAGGCUGGAGGUGGAGAGAAAGGUCAAACACCCGAUGAUAUCGUCUUCGACCUGGCCGGUGAUAUACUGGAAAGAUUACCCGAAAAGAUUGAUAUUGAGCAAGCCAAGCCUGAUCAUUUUAUACCGGACGCAAAGGGACGCACUAACUCACUCACCACGGUGCUCACGCAAGAGGUCUCACUGGAGCAGCUGCAGAAGGCAGUAAAGGGUUUCGUGGUGAUGUCGGAGCAGCUGGAAAUGAUCUACUUCUCGUUUCUGUUGAAUUCCGUUCCUGAGCACUGGGAAAAUUCAGCGUAUCCCAGUCUGAAACCUCUCAGUGGCUGGGUAAAGGAUCUUAUUCUGCGCUGUGAAUUCAUUCGCACAUGGAUGAUCAGCGGACAACCAAAGUCUUUCUGGCUUUCCGGCUUCUUCUUCCCUCAAGGUGAGUACACAUCUCAGGAAAGUCUUUUGGUAUAUUUUAACUUGACCCUCCCUACUAGUAGUUUAGUGAACUUUUGGUUGUCUUAUUUGAUGGACGAUUUCUCAAGCACACAUAUUACAUCAUAG